CAGGAAAUGCUUUAGCAAAGUCAAAGAUAUUUUUGUUGUUCCUCUUUUGGUUGAGAUUCUUGUUUGGCCUUAUUUAUAUGAUUUUGAUGUAAAGAAUGUCUAGAUAUCGGGAACAGAUACAUCAAAUGCUAACUGUAGUUUGUUGGGUAGAAAUUGAAGAAAGUCAAAACUGACGGCCUUUUUUGUGCUCAGAGUUUCAGCCAGUGGCAGUGACAGCCUACAUUAUCUACCGUCCAUUGGUACAAACCCCUUCCUCGUGAAUAAAUAUACACAAAAAUGGAAACAACUGAUGUAAACAGUGUUGAUCAGUGUACUUUGUGUGGUAAAACCUUUCAACAAUCCGAUGAAUUUGAAAACCACAAAAAAGGGCAUCUGAAAGAAGAGAAAACUGAAGAUGAAUAUGGUCCAAUACAAUUAGAGACAAAGCAUAGGGAUGAAACUGAAGUAACGAAAUCGGACGCUGAUUGUAAAAGGUCUGUUAAAGAAGACGAGUCAACAGAAAACACGGACGAAAGAAAUAAAGUCGCGGAGACGAACUUGCUUCCGACGUCUUCAAUAAAAACUUUUGAAUGUGAUGUUUGUGGUAAAUCAUUUAAUAAAAGUAGUAAGUUGGCAGCCCAUGCUUCUGUUCAUUCUGGUGAUAAGCCUUUUAGUUGUGGUGUGUGUGCUAAAGCUUUCAGUAAACAGAAUAACCUUCAAAAACACAUGCGGAUUCAUACGGGCGACAAACCAUAUAAGUGUGAUGUUUGUGGUAAAGCAUUUAUCGAUGUUCAUAAUCUACGCAAGCAUAAUAUAGUUCACACGGGGGAGAAACCCUUUCAAUGCGGCGUUUGUCAGAAAACUUUUAACGAAAAGGGCAACUUAAUGACCCACAUGAGAAUACACACAGGGCACAGACCCCAUAAAUGUGAAAUUUGCGAUAGAUCGUUCACGGAUCGGGGUAAUUUACAGAGACACACAAGAACGCAUACAGGUGAGAAGCCGUAUCAGUGCGAUUUCUGCGGGAAGUCGUUUGCUCAGAGCAACGAACUUAAUACCCAUACUAGAACCCACACGGGAGUUAAACCAUUUUCAUGCACCAUUUGUAGUCGAUCGUUCAGCGAGAAUUGUAGUUUAAGGUCCCAUUUGAGAAUUCACACCGGUGAAAGACCCUAUGAAUGUGAAAUAUGUGCCAAGACCUUUAUUGACAAACGAAAUCUACAGAGACACAAAAGAACCCACACGGGUGAAAAACCCUAUAAAUGUGAUGUUUGUAACAGAUCAUUUAACGACAAGGGAAAUCAACUGAGGCAUAUCCGAACUCAUACUGGCGAGAAACGCCAUAAAUGUGAUGUUUGCGGUAAAUCUUUCACGGAAAAGAGUAAUCAGCUUAGACACUUCAGAACCCAUACGGGUGAAAAACCAUUUAACUGUGGAUUCUGUAGUAAAUCAUUUACAAGGAAUGAAUAUUUACAGGAUCACAUCAGAACUCAUCAUGAUGAAAAAACAUCAUAGUAGGUUAUAGUAGCGAGAUGAAAUGAAAUGGGGUUUAACGUCCACUCAACACAAAGUAUGUCAUCUUGGGACUAACACAUGGUUCACAUCAGAACUCAUCAUGAUGAAAAAACAUCAUAGUAGGUUAUAGUAGCGAGAUGAAAUGAAAUGGGGUUUAACGUCCACUCAACACAAAGUAUGUCAUCUUGGGACUAACACAUGGUUCACAUCAGAACUCAUCAUGAUGAAAAAACAUCAUAGUAGGUUAUAGUAGCGAGAUGAAAUGAAAUGGGGUUUAACGUCCACUCAACACAAAGUAUGUCAUCUUGGGACUAACACAAAACUCAUCAUGAUGAAAAAACAUCAUAGUAGGUUAUAGUAGCGCGAUGAAAUGAAAUGGGGUUUAACGUCCACUCAACACAAAGUAUGUCAUCUUGGGACUAACACAUGGUUCAAUAUUUAUUUCAAUAAUUCGCUUGCGCCUAGGGGUCUCGAGCACUGGGAGGAAACCAGAGGACCCAGAGAAAACCCACAAGAUUGGACAGGCAACCCUACUCCUUGUCAUGUACAACCGGGAAUUUAUAGUAGUGAAAUGAAAUGACUGGGCUAAUGAAGAUGGACAUAUGAUUGGCUAUACAGUGUGCUAUGAGGAAAAUUGUGUCCAUGAAUACUUGCAGGAUCACAUCAGAAGUUCAGAACUCAUCAUGACAAAAAAACAUGAAAUGUGGUUUAAAGGAGCUAAGUCGCUAAUAUUUAGGACCUAGAAAUUGACACAAAUGGGUUGCAACACAUAUAAUAAUGUAAUAUGAAUGUAUAUAAACUGAUUUACAUUAAAUCAUUUCUGUUUUACUGUAAUUUCUAAUCAGUUAUAUUCAGCGAAAUACGUCAGUCUUGAGCGAAUGGCAAUCUCUAGCGUCUUGUUAUUCCAUUCUACACCGAUAGCAUUUAUUGCGCAUGCUCUCCAGAUAAGAAUAUGACGUCACCAUUUGACAUGACUUGUGGAAUAUACCUAGCCUCGUUUUUCGAGUCCCUUGUUAUAAAUGACGCUGAAAAGCAUUAUGGUAUACGAUUUGUGUACCAAUGCUAAAAUGUUUAUUUUGUCUUGAAUAUUGGAUAUCUGAAGCCCAUAUUUUUCCGGUACGAUCACAACAUCAAUGUGGAUUUAAAUUGACAAAUAAUUCGUGUUUUCAAUGUUGAAGAAUUUGGAUGAUAUUGUUUUAGAGACUUAGCUACUUUAACGUCCUAUUGUUCUGCUCUGACACUCCGACUGGCGGCUAAUGAAGAUGGACAUAUGCCAUACAGUGUGCAAUGAGGGAAAUUGUGUCCAUGAAUACUUGCAGGAUCACAUCAGAACUCAUCGUGACGAAAGAACAUUAUAUUAGUUUAUAAUAGUGAUUAGUUUAUAAUGGGGUUUAACUUCCUACUGUUCUGCUCCAACCUAGGUUAUGAAGACGGGCAUACACCAUACAGUGUGCUAUGAUGGAAAUUUUGCCCUGAAAUCGGCGUUAAGACCUACUCUUAGAUAGAGAGAGAGAGAGAGAAAUGGGGUUUAACGUCCACUCGACACAACCAGGUCAUUUCGGGACUAACAUAUGGUUUAAUUUUAUUUCAAUAAUUCGCUUGCGCGUAGAGGUCUUUAGCAGUGGGAGGAAACCGGAGUGCCCGGAGGAAACCCACGAGGUUGAGAAGGCGCCCCUAUCUCCAUGCCACAUACGCUCACACCAGGUACUCUUAGAUAAUGCAUCAUCAAUUAGAUGAUAUGAAAUGGGGUUUAAUGUCUUAAUGUUUUGCUCCUAUACUGGGCUAAUGAAGACAGACUUCAAUUAGAAAUUAAAUAAUAGUAAUGAUUUUAAUGACUGGAGUGAAUAUCCAGAAUUUUAGAUUACAUGUAACUAUAUUUUUGUGAUUUUAUGGUUUAGGAGUUAUGGUUUAUGUUUGACAUAUUGUUUAGAUAAAAUGAAAUGGGGUUCAACGUCCUUACUUUUCUGCACCGACUGGGCUAAUGAACGACAUUUUGCCCAGACAGCAGCACUCCAGACUACUCUUAUUUUGAAUUCUGUCUGGGAUUCUUUUGUGUACACAAGACCUUGGUUUUUGUCACAUCCGAACGAUUAGAUAUUGUUUCUCAACUUCAUUGUUAGGCCUGCACCAUUGACAAGGGGGGGAAACCACGCUGAAAAAUCCUGAGGAACUUUCUCGGUCAACACUGGGAGCGAACCCAAAACCUCUUACUCACUGAGUCACCACGGCUCCCAGGAACGUUGUCGUCUUGAUUAGGUGUAUAUUAGAGCAAUAA
Patella vulgata (common limpet) is the source of this 3769-nucleotide messenger RNA. Its product is annotated as zinc finger protein OZF. NCBI's taxonomy places the organism in Eukaryota, Metazoa, Mollusca, Gastropoda, Patellidae. Bases 277 to 1494 code for a protein of 405 amino acids. Gene Ontology annotation, cellular component: nucleus. The transcript is spliced from 2 exons. The record is from RefSeq and is a predicted model, not a curated record.